AAUCUUCAUAGCUGGAUUCCUUUGGCCUCAGACAUGGAUUUUAUAUUUAACUUCUGUGUUAGUGGGUGCUGGUGCUGCUUUGAUUUGGACAGGACAAGGAAAUUACCUGACUUUAAUGUCAGACCAGACAACAAUAUCACGUAACUCUGGAAUCUUCUGGGCCAUGCUUCAGAGCAGUCUGUUGUUUGGUAACAUCUUCGUAUACUAUCAGUUCAUGGGAAAAGAGAUUAUUGAUUCCUACACUAGAACAAUAGUAUUCUCAGUGUUAACAAUUGUUGCUGUGAUUGGUGUAUGCGUAAUGUGCAUAUUGCCCAAACCUGGCUCUGAAGGAGGAGGCCGUACUGAUGACUUGGGAGGUCCAUAUGCAGCACUGAAGAAGUCCUUUGCACUAUUUAAAACCAAAGAUAUGCUUCUCUUAUCUGUUACAUUCUUUUAUACAGGCAUUGAGUUGUCAUUCUUCAGUGGAGUGUACAGUGCCUGUCUUGGGUCAACACUAAGGUUCCCAGAUCCCAAACGCUUGGUUGGACUGUCAGGCAUGUUCAUAGGUGUGGGCGAGAUUUUGGGUGGAGGAGUAUUUGGAAUCUUUGGAAGUAAAACGGUGAAAUCUGGUCGAGACCCAAUUGUGAUUUUAGGAUAUGUGGUUCAUAUGGUUUGCUUCUUCCUUAUUUUCAUGAAUCUCCCAACAAAUUCACCUCUUCAAAAUACCCAUGAUACAUCCUUUUUGCCAGGUGGACAGCCCAGUGAGGUGGUUGCCUUGAUGUGCAGUUUCUUACUAGGAUUUGGAGAUGCCUGUUUCAACACUCAAAUAUACUCCAUCUUGGGAUCAGUAUACCCAGAUAACUCUGGUCCUGCAUUUGCACUCUUCAAGUUCAUGCAAUCUCUUUCUGCUGCUGCUUGCUUUUUCUACUCUAGUAUCUUCCAGCUGUAUUGGCAUCUUGGUAUCUUGGUUGUUUUUGCCACCCUCGGAACUCUGACUUUCUGUAAGGUUGAAUGGAGGGCAUACCGCCGUCAGAGGGCAAAGCCAGACACCACUGCUUACGACUGAAUGGCUUGGCCAUGAAUUAGGGAAAAAGCUUAUAAUUGUAUGAUAUACAGCUCCUCUGGAAGUGUUAUACUACAGUUCUUGAGCAGAUAUUAUCAUACCAUGAACAAACGAGUAUGCAUCACUAUGAUCCCAAAAGGACCAGAAAGUAACUAUUUUUACUGGCAGUUAGUCAGGUUAAUCUGUGGUUUUAUGCAUAAAAUUCUUAUACAAAUCUGUUUGUAAGUCAUUGUUGAUAUUGAAAGGUGGUAGAGAAAUUGGUUGUGAUACACAUACAUACAUAUAUAUAAUGUGAAUAUAUAUAUAUAUAUAUAUAUAUAUAUAUAUAUAUAUAUAUAUAUAUAUAUAAUGUAUGUAUGUAUGUAUGUAUGUGUGUGUAUAUAUAUAUAUAUUUCAUAAAUUUGGUAAUGUGUUUGCAUCUAUAUUUUCAUGACUUAGUAAGAAGUUACUGUAAGGAAAUAUAGACUUUCUUGAGAAUUUAUCAGGAAAGCAUCAGUAUAUAAUUCAUCAGUUAUCUCUUCUGCUUCCCUUUUUCUUACUUUCUUUGUUAACUGAAAUUUUCAUUUUGUUAUUAUGCAUUAUACAUAUCAUAUUUUACUUUAAUCUGUUAUGUGCAUUAUGUUUCCAUAUAGUGCCAUUGGGUUAUUAGUGUACAUAAAAUGCAGUAAGGAUAAUGCAUUUAGUUUUAACCAACUUUCCUUUUUCAUUCACUUCAUUAUCAUUUAAAGAUUAUAUAGAAAAAAUAUUGUUGCAGGAGAUAUUAUGUUGUUCUACUUUGUUGACCUAAAUAAUAUUUUAUGUGAUAUUCAUCUUUGUCUUAGAUGUGCAAAACUCGCAUUUUGUCUCCAUUGUGUCACAGAAACACAUGGAUAUAUAAUGCAGGAUAUGAAAUAAAUACAGUUAACCAAGCUCUUUUAUGGAACUGAAGGUUUUUGAAGUGUUUUAGCUGGAUUAUGUUAUGCAGAUGUAUUAUUUUUUAAAUAUAACUUUAUUGAAGA
Penaeus vannamei (Pacific white shrimp) is the source of this 2040-nucleotide messenger RNA. Lineage: Eukaryota; Metazoa; Arthropoda; Malacostraca; Decapoda; Penaeidae. The record is from RefSeq and is a predicted model, not a curated record.